Didymodactylos carnosus is the source of this 885-nucleotide messenger RNA. The record is from the annotation of a GenBank genome assembly. Lineage: Eukaryota; Metazoa; Rotifera; Eurotatoria; Philodinida; Philodinidae.
AUGAAAUCAAGUUUUGUACGAAAUAUUUCAACGAAACAAGCUAUGGAUCAAAUAAAAGUUGUAUUAGAUAAUAAAAAAGUAGUAUCAAAAGAUAAUGAGGAAAUAGUCUAUUUAAAUGUUGGUAAUGAAAAAAUGGCAACAAAACGUUCAACAUUAACUUGUGUUCCAAAUACAUUAUUAACCAAAAUGUUUACAGAAAAUUAUCAGACAUUAUUGAAAGAUCGUGACGGAUAUAUUUUUCUUGACUAUGAUCCAACUGCUUUUAGACAUUUACUAAAUCAAUUACGACAAUUGAAUUCAUCAGAAACACCUCUGAUAAUUAAUCCUCCUACUGGUGAUUUAACUGAUACAUAUUUAUUCAUGGUAAAACAACUUGGAUUCACUCAAACACAAAACAAAUUACAUACAAUCCAAUUUGAUUCUAAUUCUAUUAAUGGCAAAAUAGAAGAGAAUGGUUUAGUAGCAUCACAUGACAGUGAUUGGACAUGUGCAGAAAUACGUAGUUUUCAAACAUUCUCGUUUGGUGUUCAUCAUAUUAAAAUCAAAAUUGAAAAUUUAUAUGGUGAUCUCUUUCUGGGUAUUGUAUCAAAAAAUAUGAUCGAACGACAUAUAUUCUCAUUUUCAAAUCGAUCAUUAUACGGUUGGACAAUUCGUGAACUAUAUCUAAAUGGUGUUUAUCAUGCACAUUAUGGAAAUUCUAGAAAUGGAAACAUGAAACAAAAUGAUAUUGUAGAGAUAACAAUUGAUUGUGAAAAUAAAAAGUUUAAAAUGAAUAAUGCUUGUCAACACCACGAAAUAUCAAUUGAUAUUGAACAAUGUCCAUUUCCUUGGCAGUUCAUUACUAUGAUGACAGAGUAUGGCGAUCGGAUAAAAAUUGUACAAUAA